UACGUGUGAAAUCUGUGAAUGAUCACAGAGGUCACAUGGUACAAGGCUAUUCACAACAGCCUUGUACCUUGUGACAAGUUGUGACCAAUCACAGCUCACUCAGUAGUUUUCAAUGGUUGCAAGAAUGCAGACAGAGAGAAAGAGAAAUGAUUGCUUUUACAUCCUAUGUGAGGCGCACGACUGCCCUACCGCGCGCCGCCAAUCGCGGCCUCGGGUGUCAAUCACCGGGUCCCGGCUGGUCAUUACCUGCCGGGUCCGGCGAUUACAGGCAAUCACUGACAGGGAGCACAGCUGCAGUGUAAACGCUAUA
Messenger RNA from Staurois parvus, 310 nucleotides. The record is from the annotation of a GenBank genome assembly. Lineage: Eukaryota; Metazoa; Chordata; Amphibia; Anura; Ranidae.